Messenger RNA from Hyla sarda, 4650 nucleotides. RefSeq names its product glutamate ionotropic receptor kainate type subunit 4 (gene GRIK4). The record is from RefSeq and is a predicted model, not a curated record. Gene Ontology annotation, biological process: modulation of chemical synaptic transmission; monoatomic ion transport; synaptic transmission, glutamatergic. The coding region runs from base 724 to 3606 and encodes 960 amino acids. Gene Ontology annotation, molecular function: kainate selective glutamate receptor activity; transmitter-gated monoatomic ion channel activity involved in regulation of postsynaptic membrane potential. The transcript has 20 exons. Gene Ontology annotation, cellular component: presynaptic membrane; postsynaptic membrane; plasma membrane. NCBI's taxonomy places the organism in Eukaryota, Metazoa, Chordata, Amphibia, Anura, Hylidae.
CAGACACCGGUUGUUUUAUGGCCCCUUAUUACCAGACAUUGUCUUAAGUAAUUGCUAUUUAUGCAGUCCUAGAAUAUAUCCUAUAUAGGUGGAGCUUCGCUCAGUCUGUAUUGAUUCCACAUCAGUUUGCACUUACAGUUCACUGUUUUGUCCCUUAUUUUUGUCUUACGUCAUUUUUCCAGCCAGUUCUACUGUUUCCAUCAACUCCAUUUCUUUCUCUGACCCCACAGUCUCUCUCACCCCUCCUUUUGCAAUCCCUUCUUCCACAUAAUCCCUCCUUCUCCAUAGCUCCCUUUUCCACAGCCCCUGUGCUCCUCUCCAUCGCAUCCUCCCUUCUUCAUGUCUCUUCUUCUCUGCACUGCCUCUGUGUUAGUGGAUAAUCCAGAAGGAAGACACAACUCUGUGUCAUUGUCUCCUCUCACCCUCUGCAUUACCCCCAGAGGUGCCUGGACUGCUGCUGCUGCUGCAUUUAGGAGGCUACGUCUGUAACAUGACACCAGGGGCAAAAGAAUGAAGCAUGGAAGAGAAGGAAAGGGAAGACCCGGACUAUCCCCCCGCUUCACCACAAACCCCUCUUAUUAUUAGACGAGACUUCAGAGGAAAUCCGAAGAACAAGUCAAAGCACUCACCGCCCGGGGAAGGAAACAUGCGCUGAGCUCGUAUUACUGAAGAUUUUUAUGGAAUGCCCGGAUCACCAAAGGGCUUCAUGACGAUUUGUGUAAAAUGCUCCGUGUCUUUGCGCCUCUGGUGCUUCUCCUGUUGUUGCUGAUGAAGACCACUGGUAGCCCCCACUCUAUUCGAAUUGCUGCAAUUCUAGAUGACCCAAUGGAAUGCAGUAGAGGAGAGAGACUUUCAAUCACACUAGCCAAGGACAGAAUAAACCGGACCCCCGAGAGGCAAGGAAAAUCCAAACUGGAGGUGGACAUCUUUGAACUUUUGAGAGACAGCGAGUAUGAGACAGCAGAGACAAUGUGCCAAAUCCUUCCCAAAGGAGUCUUGGGAGUUCUGGGCCCAUCAUACAGCCCGUCAUCCAGCUCUAUCAUCAGCAACAUCUGUGGAGAGAAGGAGGUACCUCACAUAAAAGUAUCACCUGAGGAAUAUUUAAGGUUUCAGUUUCAGAGAUUCACCACUUUGAACCUUCAUCCCAGCAACACGGACAUCAGUGCCGCGAUUGCAGCUCUACUUAAUUUCUUCAACAGUACCACUGCCUGUCUUAUCUGUGCCAAAGCAGAGUGUCUCCUGAAUCUUGAAAAACUCCUUCGCCAAUUUCUGAUUUCCAAGGACUGUCUUUCAGUCAGGAUGCUUGAUGACACCUGGGAUCCAACACCUCUUUUAAAGGAAAUUCGUGAUGACAAGACUAGCACUAUUAUUAUUCAUGCUAAUGCAUCAAUGUCCCACACCAUUCUGAUGAAGGCUGCGGAACUAGGAAUGGUAUCAGCUUAUUAUACAUACAUCUUCACAAACCUGGAAUUUUCACUGCAACGAUUUGACAGCCCAUUGGAUGACCGAGUGAACAUCUUGAGUUUUUCUAUGUUUAACCAGUCACACGCCUACUUUCAGGAAUUCACGCAGAUACUUCAACAGUCUUGGGAAGAGAACUGUGAUCACUCUCCUUUUACUGGCCCUGCACUGUCUGCUGCAUUACUUUUUGAUGCUGUUUACGGCAUUGUGAAUGCUGUACAGGAAUUAAAUCGAAGUCAGGAGAUUGGUGUAAAACCCCUUUCAUGUGGCUCUGCGCAAAUAUGGCAACAUGGUACAAGCCUUAUGAACUACUUGAGAAUGGUGAGGAAGGAGUUGGAAGGUCUUACUGGACAUGUGGAAUUCAAUAGCAAAGGUCAACGGUCAAAUUAUGAUAUCAAGAUUCUGCAGUACACCAAGAUAGGGUUUCAAGAGAUUGGACAGUGGCAUGUGACUAAUGGUAUCUCCAUGGACAAAAGAUACUUGUUCCAAAAUGUUACUGACACCCUGGCUAAUAAAACACUUAUAAUCACUACAAUUCUAGAAAACCCAUACUUGAUGUUAAAGCCCAACCAUCAGGAACUCGUUGGUAAUGACCGGUAUGAAGGAUUUUGUGUGGACAUGCUACAGGAGUUAUCGAAGAUCCUGCAUUUUAAUUAUAAGCUCCGCUUGGUAGCAGAUGGACUUUAUGGUGUUCCAGAACUCAAUGGUACUUGGAAUGGAAUGGUGGGAGAGCUGAUAUCAAGGAAAGCUGACCUGGCUGUUGCCGGACUCACAAUUACAGCGGAAAGAGAAAAGGUGAUCGACUUCUCAAAACCAUACAUGACUUUAGGAAUCAGUAUUCUGUACCGAGUUCAUAUGGGCAGGAAGCCUGGAUACUUUUCUUUCCUGGAUCCAUUCUCACCUGGUGUGUGGCUCUUCAUGCUUCUUGGCUACUUGGCUGUCAGCUGUGUGUUGUUCCUUGUGGCUCGCUUAACUCCAUAUGAAUGGUACAGUCCUCAUCCAUGUGUACAGGGAAGAUGCAACCUCUUAAUAAAUCAGUAUUCACUUGGGAACAGUCUGUGGUUUCCAGUUGGAGGCUUUAUGCAACAGGGAUCUACCAUAGCACCCAGAGCUUUGUCUACACGAUGUGUCAGCGGAGUUUGGUGGGCAUUCACCCUAAUAAUAAUUUCAUCAUACACAGCCAAUCUUGCUGCCUUUCUCACUGUGCAAAGAAUGGAUGUACCCAUCGAAUCAGUGGAUGACCUGGCAGACCAGACCACCAUUGAGUAUGGUACAAUACAUGGAGGCUCCAGCAUGACUUUCUUCCAAAAUUCUCGCUACCAGACUUAUCAAAGGAUGUGGAAUUACAUGCACUCAAAACAACCUAGUGUAUUUGUCAAGAGCACAGAGGAAGGUAUAGCCAGAGUGUUGAACUCGAACUAUGCUUUUCUACUGGAGUCAACCAUGAAUGAGUACUAUCGUCAACGUAACUGCAACCUUACUCAGGUCGGAGGGCUGCUGGACACGAAAGGCUAUGGUAUUGGAAUGCCCAUAGGCUCAGUUUUCCGAGAUGAGUUUGAUUUGGCAAUCUUACAACUUCAAGAAAACAACUGUCUAGAGGAUCUGAAACGAAAAUGGUGGGAUGGGGGUAAAUGUCCAAAAGAAGAGGACCACAGAGCUAAAGGUUUAGGAAUGGAAAACAUUGGCGGCAUCUUUGUUGUGUUAAUCUGUGGUCUAAUAGUGGCUAUUUUUAUGGCAGUGCUUGAGUUCCUGUGGACUAUACGCAACUCUGAAGAGUCUGAGGUUUCUGUGUGUAAAGAAAUGGUGACGGAGCUAAGCAACAUAAUUCUCUGCAAAGACAGUCUCCUACCACGUCGAAGGCGUGGGGGCUUUAUACGUCCUAGAGCUACCAUUCAGGAUGAAAGAAGAGGACGUAAUACUACUAUUCUCAGUAAUGGUAAACUAUGUGGUGGUAGUGGGCCUGACCCAUUGGCACAGAGACUGGCACAAGAAGCAGCUCUAGUAGCUCGAGAAUGUACACAUAUUAGAGUAUGUCCGGAGUGCCGCCGCUUUCAAGGACUCAGACCACGUACCUCCGCAGGAUCUCCAGCACAAAGUGAGGAGAGUUUGUGGGAGAAGACGACAAACAGUAGUGAGCCAGAGUAGAAAACCAUGAGCGAUAAGAAACAAAACAUCCAGUGCUGUUUUUUUAGUCAUCAUUGAAUUAUACAAAUAAACUUUCUACAGCUAGACUAAAAUCCUGUUAGUGGAUUAUCCACAGUACAAAAAAAUCUCCCACAAUGGAUUUCUGUGAUCUGAGCUGCCAUUAAAGUUCCUGACAUCAUAAAACUGAUGGUUCUCAUACAAAUAGCAGAGGACUAAACCUAGUCAUAUGAUAUCAUUAUUUUUGGAUCUUGAGGGCCAUUGUCUUUACCCAUAGUCAUAAGCAUCUAAAAAGCUUUUAUUAUUUGGAUACCUACAGUGUCUGUAGUAUUAAGCAAAACAUUUUGUCUAAAACAGUAAGUCUGAUCUGGUAAGAAGGUUGUUCUCUGCGAUCAGGAAACCGUUUGGUGUUUUAUCAUGGCUUUAUGUGUGUCUUUGAAGGUUGUGUUAUGCCAAUAUUCAUGUUUUGUAGAGAAAGUCAUGCCCUAUAUGCAGUCUACAUCCUGGCCACGUGCAAAACUCUACAAUAUCGAUGUCAUGGGAUAUAAGUACCCAUGGCUGUCAUGUAAAUAUAGAGCUUUGUCAUUGUGUAACAAGAAUAAGAGCUAGAUUUACUAAAUUAUCAUUUGUGAAAGUACAUAAAAAAAGAAAAAAAAAUCCCAUUUCUACAUGAAAGUAUAGUUACAAAAAAGUGUUGUAAUAUACUAUACUAGUAAGGUUUAAGUGUAGAGACAUCACUAUGGUUAAAACCAUAGAAGAGUUGGUACCUACCACUUAUCUCUACAUAACCAUAUGCCUUUCAUAAUGUAAGAUUUGGUAAAUCUACCAUUUAUUGAAAUAAAAUCCACUCCAGGAGUCAUAGAAGCUGUGUAUGAAAGAAUUAUAAUAAUAUUUUUUGAUGAAAUCUACAAUUCUAUGCAAUUUCUGUAAAAUAAAGACAACAAUUCUUAGUAUGUUUUGUAUAGAUGUAAAUAUGUACUGUACAAAGUGUCCUAGUAGAUACUUAUAUUUAUAAUAUGGGUGCAAAGAGAUUUACUAUACAUUUUA